Molecule: messenger RNA, 751 nt
Organism: Solanum lycopersicum (tomato)
Lineage: Eukaryota; Viridiplantae; Streptophyta; Magnoliopsida; Solanales; Solanaceae
Cellular component (GO): chloroplast
Source: RefSeq, a predicted model, not a curated record
GUGUUAUUGUAACCAACGCCAUUUCCCCAAAGUCAAAAACCUCCAAAAACUUAGCUAUGGCGGACACCACAACAACAACAACAAUCUCCGGUGACUCUAUUACGGUUACCGAUGACCAGAAAAACAAUCCCACGAACCCACUUGCAUCAUUUAUCUCUAGUGUUCUUCAGCUUUUCAAACCGCCGCCGGCAUCUAGUAAGAAGAUUGAACCCACCGCUGCUACUUCAGACCUCAAACCAAUUGCUUCAGCUGAAAAAGAGGAGAAAGCUGCUGUAGUGAAGUUUCCGCGACAGGAUUUGCCUUCGUUGAAGCUCGAAACAGAAGGGGCUGAACCUAAUACAAAUCCCAUUGUCUUGUGGCAGGUUUAUGCUAUCGGAGGGUUCUUUGUCUUAAGGUGGGCAUGGUCAAGAUGGAACGAGCGUCGUGGAAACAGGAAGCCAUCCGAUGAAGAGCCUCCUCCCAGUCAAGAGUAGACUUUGUACUGCAACAUGUUAGAAAAGAGAAAACAAAGAAUGACACUUGUGGAGACAGGUUUAUGACUUUAUUUGAGUCUUGUAAAGUGUUGAAAUCACAGUUCUGGUUUUACAGUACUAAAUGUAAAAACCCGAAUCAAGCUUUACGUCAAUUUGCCAGUCAGCAUCAUUUUGUACAGCCUGUGUUUCAGCCCUUGUUGAUAAUUCUUGCUAAAGCAAGUGGAUGCGUGCAUGAGCUAUACUGUAAGCUCAUAUAUUUCAUUCAACUUGAUAAGUUC